AUGCUGAAGCCGAGCGUCACUUCAGCUCCCACGGCAGACAUGGCGACAUUGACAGUGGUCCAGCCGCUUACUCUGGACAGAGAUGUUGCAAGAGCAAUCGAACUACUGGAAAAGCUACAAGAAUCUGGAGAAGUACCAGUGCACAAGCUCCAGUCUCUCAAAAAGGUGCUUCAGAGUGAGUUUUGUACAGCAAUCCGAGAGGUGUAUCAAUACAUGCAUGAAACGAUUACUGUUAAUGGCUGCCCUGAAUUCCGUGCGAGGGCCACAGCAAAGGCAACAGUCGCAGCUUUUGCAGCCAGCGAAGGCCACUCCCACCCUCGGGUAGUUGAACUGCCAAAGACAGAUGAAGGCCUGGGUUUUAAUGUUAUGGGAGGGAAGGAACAGAAUUCCCCAAUUUACAUCUCUCGCAUCAUCCCUGGAGGCGUGGCUGAAAGACAUGGAGGCCUCAAAAGGGGAGACCAGCUGCUAUCAGUGAAUGGAGUGAGUGUGGAAGGGGAGCACCAUGAGAAAGCUGUGGAACUUCUCAAGGCUGCUAAGGACAGUGUGAAGCUGGUGGUCAGAUACACCCCGAAAGUCCUGGAGGAGAUGGAGGCGCGUUUUGAAAAGCUUCGGACAGCUCGGCGUCGGCAGCAACAGCAGUUGCUCAUUCAGCAGCAGCAACAGCAGCAGCAGCAACAACCACAACAAAACCACAUGUCAUAG
This is a messenger RNA of Apodemus sylvaticus (European woodmouse), 702 nucleotides long. It is a transcript of the gene Lin7a, whose product is annotated as lin-7 homolog A, crumbs cell polarity complex component. The record is from RefSeq and is a predicted model, not a curated record. Gene Ontology annotation, cellular component: basolateral plasma membrane; MPP7-DLG1-LIN7 complex; synapse. NCBI's taxonomy places the organism in Eukaryota, Metazoa, Chordata, Mammalia, Rodentia, Muridae. Gene Ontology annotation, biological process: neurotransmitter secretion; protein localization to basolateral plasma membrane; maintenance of epithelial cell apical/basal polarity. The transcript has 5 exons. Bases 1 to 702 code for a protein of 233 amino acids. Gene Ontology annotation, molecular function: L27 domain binding.